This is a messenger RNA of Cynoglossus semilaevis (tongue sole), 2050 nucleotides long. RefSeq names its product transmembrane protein 200B (gene tmem200b). NCBI's taxonomy places the organism in Eukaryota, Metazoa, Chordata, Actinopteri, Pleuronectiformes, Cynoglossidae. Bases 195 to 1448 code for a protein of 417 amino acids. The transcript is spliced from 2 exons. The record is from RefSeq and is a predicted model, not a curated record.
GGAAUGCAGCAGACACGCUCCAGUCCGUCUGUCUAUUUGUCAGUAACCUCCAAGUAGCAGCAGCAGCAGCAGACGUUAGAAUGUCAGAGGAGAUGAUCUGGAAUGACACGGCACGUCAGUCCACGGCUGUCCUGCGCUGAGUUCUCUAACAUAGUGUGACCUCGGGGGGCCUUUCCUCGAACCGCAGCUUUGCCAUGAAGACCCAGAGAACUCGAAGUGCCAAACCAACCUCACCAUUGGGCCGUCAGAAGUCUCGCUUCACUUUACGAGGCCGAAGGAAGAAGGACGGAGUGAUCCGAGGCAAACUUCGCAUCCGCUCCAUGCCGGGUGCCUUCUUGGUUCUUGGGAUUAUUGUUGUGGUGGUGGGCACUGCGUUGGCUGUGGCAGGCUACUGGCCUUACCGGAUAUCGAAAUCGUCCAUACUUGAAGCGGCCAAUGGAGUCAGCGGCUCGGAGUCACAGAAUUCCGGUUGGAGUUUGGGAGCUAAGGGCCUGCUGUCCACUACUAGCUUUGUCCACAGUGAACGCAUGAAGCUUCUGGGGCCUGUUAUUAUGGGGGUGGGACUCUUCAUCCUGAUAUGUGCCAACACUGUCCUGUAUGAAAACAGGGACAGAGAGACUCAGAUGCUGCUGGCUCAGAUGCGUAGCGUCAUCUGCUCGGUCUCCGCCGCGGUGCCCUCUGCAGACCUUCAAGAAAUAGCGGUGGCCAACUCCAUGUCUAAACACUACCAGUGGGUGAGCAGUUUACCAGCUGCUCAUCUCAACAUCCUGUGUCUGCGACAGCUGGCCAGCUCCGAGCCCCUGCUUCAGACCGAACGCGCUGGAAAACACGAGGACGGCGCUGAGGACAUCUACCAGCGAGCUGUUCUCCAGACGAAGGCCCUGCACCAUCACGAGUCGGAGUCUCCGCCUUCCCUUCAGUUCUCCCAUUCCAACUCCUGCAACUCCAGUCAGACCGACUUCAACACGCAGUGCGGCGCCGAGCACGCGGACAGUGACAUUUUUAAUCUGCAGGACAACACUUAUGUCAAACUCAACAACUGUCUGAUGUCAGCCAGUUCCAUGUCCACCCUCGGAGUUGAGGAGGUGGACAUCCCGGCGGCCCAGCCACGGCGUUGCCACAGUGUGAGCUACAGGACUAACCCUUGCAUAGCUUGGACUAGUGCGCAUCUAGACAAAGGGCAUCGUGCGCCAAGGGUGAAGAGACACGCGCAGCAGCCAAUUGGCACUAAAAGAGAAACUGAUUCACAGGUUUGCAUUAACCUUCUGGAGCAGGUGGAGAGUGUGGAGGAGCAGACCCACCAGAGCUGGCCUCGGUUAGACCUGGCAAGUUGUAGACGGUAUUUGAAACUAGAAAACAAAGAGGACUCGGUAGACAAACUGUUGGACCAGUUAGAGAUGCAGUCCUCUCAGUGGGAUAAGAGUUUCGGCUCUGGGCCUUUCCAGUGAUGACAUUUUAUGUUCGGAAAACUGCAUUGUUUGUGAGAAGCAUAUUUAAACAGAGACUUGAGAUCGUUUGAAAUAUGAUGGGUUUUUUUUUCCGAAGGUUCCUCGCAAACCCCAAGGCUGUUCUCAAUCUUCACUGGAGUGUCACACACAGAGGAGUUUUUUGCUAGGCGCCAUGUGACAGAUGUUUAUAUCAUCCAAAGAUGUGAACCAUAUACUGAGUGUGCACUGCACAAGACGGGCAAGGCGGCCACAGACAGUUAAUGUCAGUUCCGGAUGCCAGCAACGUGAGAAAUUAAUUUGUAUUUCUGUGCCAAAAAAUGUUUUUGCCAAUUUUUCCGAAAGCAAGGCUGUUACAGGAAAGGGGUAUUGUUUUCACUGUGCAAUCAUUUUUGAACCAAACUACCUGGACCUCUGAACCCAUGAAGUGCUGACAGUGCUUUCAGUAAAUGCUUGUAGCAUUAAAAAAAAGGUCCUUUUUACUCACCUGGGUUUCACUACUUUAAAUGCAAUGCAUGGCAGAGAUGUACAGUAUGUUACGUCUUAAUAAUUAUGCAUACCGUAUUUUCCAGAGUAUAAGUCGCUCCGGAGUAUGAGUAGCACCA